CUACUUAUUAAAUUAUUUAUCGUACUUAAAACAAUAUUUGAAUAUUACGAUUUAUGAUGCUCUUAGCUAGCACAAAUUGGUCAUCGCCAUAUAAAUUUAUAUAUAUUUUUAAAAUGAUCUGAAUGUUACAGUCUUCAUUUGUUGCACUUGUAUAAAAAAAUUACGAUUUGAAACUCAACAUUUGUCCAAACACAACAAAAAAUGGAACCAUUGAUGCCAUCCGAAGUCGCUCGUUUAGUGUACGGUUAUCUAAAAAAAGAAAAAAAUGAGGAGGCUGCAGAAUGCUUUUUAAAAACAUCUCCUCAUUUGACUGAAUGUUUUCAGAUGUUUAAAGCUAAAAGAAACUUUAAUAUUAAAGUGAAUGGUUUUAAUUUACAUGACAUAUUUGAAAAUUUUGGAACCAUGUGUGCUAUGAUAGAAGAACGAAUACCUGAAAAAUGUGAAUCCAAAACAUUACUUGAAAAAUUACAAUAUUUGUUAGAUACACACCAUAUAUUGAUGAAAAAAGAUAAAUUUGUUGAGACAAAACUAAAUAUGGUUGACAAAUGUGUUGGUAAUACAGUCAAUACUAAAGAUCAGAGUACACAUACAACAAAAAAUAUAGAAGCAAAUGAAAGUAUAUCAGAAGAGUUAGAAAUUCCAUCAUUCACUGAGGUAAUUACUAAUAAUGUUUCUAAGACAAAAGAAAUUGACCCAAUUAAUAAUGAGACCACAAUAACUGAUGAGAAAAACUCGGUUACAUUUUCUUCGCCUUGUUUAUCUUCAAUGACACAACCAUUAGAAAAUAAUACAAGUACUAUGCCAUUUUCUAAAUUUGAUGAAGACAAAGAAUCAAAAAUAUUUCAAAUAAAUAAACAAAUUUGUAGUACUCCAGCGAAGAAAAUUGAAGAAACAAAAUUAAAUAUUGAGUCAAUGCCACAAUUUAGUCCAAAAAACAUUCAUAAUUUAAUUUCUAGUGAUCAUGCUGAAUUUCAGCAAAUACCAGAAGCAACUUCACUUGACUCUAUGCCGGGGUUGUCAAAAGAAGAUAGGAUAAGGGAUAGUUCAGUUAUUAUUGAUACUGGUGAAUUAGUAGAUACAUUUUUGAAUGACCAAAGUUUAUUGGAAAAAAUUGCUGAUACUAUAAAUAAAUCUUUUGAGGCUCAAAAAGAAACUGACAAUGUAUUAGAAACUAAAGUUUUAGAUUCUCCUACACUUGAAAAAGCAUUAGACUCAACUCAGUCUGAUCCACAGAUUAAAAACAUACUGGAUGAGUUUUUAGUUUUUAAUGUUGAUAAUGCUGAUAUUGUUAAAAAAUCAUGUAAUGAUGAUCAACUAGAUUCAAUAAAAUCUCGUUUACGUAGUGCCAGAAAAAAAGAUGAUGUUCCAAACAAAUUAAAAAAGAAUAAUUUUAAUAUUCCAAAGCAAAUUGUUUAUGGUAAUGAAGAAUGUAUAAAAGUUGACAAUAAUAUUGUACUGAUACAUGAAGGUAAUAUCAGAACAACAGUUUUUGAGAAUUAUGAUUUAUUAUCAAAUCAAUUGGUUUUACAACCAAGUGACUCAUAUAACUUUGACUCCUCUAAAAUAGAACCAGGAGAAGAUUAUUUAGCUAAAGCUGACUAUGUAAAAAUUGCUCCAAAAAUAACUCCCAUGUUAAAGACUCACCAAGCUCCUGAAAAACAUAUAUUUCCAAAACGAAGAAGACAGUCGUUAGAAGUUCCUGGCAUAAGGAGUAAAUUUAGGAGAACAAAUAUAACUAGACAACUACCUGUUCAGACUCCUAAAUCAAUUAUUAUUGAAGUUCCUAAUCAAAAUUCAUUUGAAACUCAAGAAAAAAAUCAUAAUGAGAUAAAUGAUAUUGUCAAAUUACAUGAAGUUUCAUCUGAAGUCAAUGAUGUAAUUGUUCAUGAUACACCAGAUGAUAGACUAAAACCUCCAAAAAAUAAAAGUAUGAGUACACCUCGUAGAAGAAGCACUCAUAUAAGAUGUUUAGAUUUUAGUACUCCUCAGCCUAAGAAUAUGACUCAAACUCAAGCUCGUUCAAAACUUUUCUGUAAUACCCCAAAAAGACUUGAAAAAUGUUUGGAAGAACCUUCAUCUAGUCCUUUACCAAAACUUCAAGCUGAUUGGGGUUCAGUUAAUGGAUUUGAAUCAAUGAUUAAAAAAGAUAAUAUUAAACACUGGGAUUCAGAUAUUAGAGAAAUGGUAGGGGCUGGAAUUUUAACAUCAGAUGCUGAUGGAAGAAAAACGAGAAAAAAGAAAACACCACGAAAAAAAAUUAAACCAGCCAAUGCACAAAAUAAUUCUGUUGUUUUGCUUGAUGAACAAAAGAAAUCAAAUAAUAUUUCAACCGUGGAAAAUGGAUUACAUACCAGUGUAUCAAAUAUUUCUGAAACCUUGUAUGAUGAUGGCUUAAAUGUGCAAGACUCUAAUAAGCCAUUACUAGAUAUUCAAAAGUCAUUAAAGGAACAGAUAGAAUUUCCUAUUUCAUUGGAAACUUCAAAAAUUGAUAAAGAAGAUUGUAAACAAACUUCAAUUAAAUCUGAUACUUUAAAUAACUUGGACAAUAAAAAAUCGUUGAAAAAACAGAACGAAUUUCCUAUUUCAUUAGAAACCCCAGACAAAAUAACAGAAUUAUAUAAUCAGCAACCACAAACUAUAUCUGAUUCUUCAAAAAGCAUCAAUGAUAAAAAUUGCACCGAAAAACAAAAUGAAUUUUCAAUCUCCUUAGAAACUCCAGAUAAAACUACAGAAUUGUAUACUGAACAACCAUUAGUUAAAUCUGAUUCUUUAAAAAAUGAUAAUAAUGAAAAAUCACUGAAGAAAGAAAAUCAAUUUACGAUUUCUUUAGAAACUCCAGAUAAAAUAACUGAAUUUAAUAAUAAACCACUGUGUAUCAAAUCUGAUUCUUUAAAAAGCCAGAGUGCUACUCAAAUUAACUUGGAACAGUCUCAUGCUAGUGAACAGAAAAAUAAUCAAAAUCAAUUAUCCAACUCUUCUAUUUUAAAUACCACACCAGAAAUGUUAAAUCAGGAAAAAGAUUCAAAUUUUUUAAAAACAAUUAAUAAUCAUAAUUAUUCAUUAUCUGAAAAGAAGUCAAAUGAACCAAUUAAACAUUUAAGUGUACAAGGUUUAUUUGAUCAAACUGAUACAAAAAAUUCAAAUGAAUUAAAUAGUCCAGUAAAAUGUAUUAACAUUGAACCAGUUAAACCCAAUCUAGUUGAAACCCCAUAUAAAUGUGAUGAUGCUGCUGUCGAUGUACCUGAAACUCCUAUUUCAAAAAUGAUACGUGAAUAUGAUCCAAGUAAGAUGGUCACACCAUUGCCGUGUACACCAGAACAUUAUGAUGAUUCAUUGACAGAAACCCCUUUGACAAAAAUAUUCAGAGAAACAUCAUAUUUAAAUAGACCCCCAAUUUCACCAUUUCCUCCUACUCCAGGAAAUUCAAUGUCCGUUGAUACUUUAAUAGUUCCACCAGAACAAGAUAAUGUUAAACCCACAAAUAAUAUAAAUUGUAAAAUGAACAGUUUGAAGGCUACACAACCUAUUCAGACAACUACUAAUAGUGAAUUAUCUACCAAGACAAAGAAAGAUAAAGUUGAAUGUACACCCUUAAAAUCUAAAUUAAAAAUUUCGAAUAAACCCAAGAUAAAAAAAGGAUUAAAAAUAAAAAAUAUUGAAGCAACAAAAAAGCAAGUGUAUGAGUCUGUUAAAGUUGAACUAUUUGGAAGUGAAAUUUCAACAAGUCCAGAUACUCGUGGAUUAUUAAAGACUAAUGAACAGCAAAAGACAAUAGUUAUUAAUAAAAAACCACAAGCAGAAGAGAAAAAAUCUGGUUUUAAACCUAUACCCAAAAGAAAAUCAAUUGAAUCUUCAUCAGUUGUAAAUGAUAAUGGUAAUGAAAAUCAUUUAACAAACAAAUUAAACAUGCAAUCUAUUAAGACUUCAUUUAUUAAGCCAAUAAUAGAACAAUGUGAGAAUAAUAAUGAUAACAUACAAGAAAAAGUAAAAAAAACAAUUUCAAAAAAAAUUAAAAAGUCCAUGGUACAUUUUGAUGACCCAGUUGAAAAAUUCUUUAGAUUAUCUAAAAGUCCAACAUUGGAUAAAUCCAAUAACAAAAAUACUGAUAAAAUACCAACCAAAACCAUGAUGAAUGACAACUCGGAACAGUUAAUUGGGUUAAGUAGGUAUUUGAAUAAAACUUCUCCGACAGUUUAUGACUGUAGUCCAAAAGAGAAAAAAAUCAAACCAAUAGAACCUAUGGUUAAGACUCCUAAACUAAAUAAUAGUGAUUCUAAUAUUAAUUAUUCAGAAAUGUAUAACAUAGAUAAAUCCAGUAAGAAUAUAUCAACAAGUUAUUUUAGUAAUGAAAAAAAUACAGUUUAUAAUAAAUCCACCAUACCAUUGGAAUUGGUUCAAACCACGCCUAUGGAUAAUAACAUUUCUAAUCCAAAUUGUAUUUCUGAAAAUAAAAUUAAUACCAGUCUUAACAAAUCUGAAUCAUCUAUCGUUAACUACAAUAGUAGUACUAAUAAUACUUCCUGUGUUACUAUUACACAUGAUGAUAAAUUAGAUAUUCAGAUAAAUAAGGUCUGUGAUCCACUAAACAAUAUGGAAUAUUUAAAAAAGCCAAAAGUAUAUGAAGUCAUUACUGAAGAUGGUGAACAUGAGAUGGUGUAUUUAAAUGUAUCAGAAACAUUCACUUUUCUUGAUAUACCUUCAGAAUUAAAUAAUGUACAACCAUCUGAUCCAAUUGCAUCACCAUUGAUAACGACAAACAAAAUGUUGGACAUAACUCCGAAAAUGCAAAGUGGUGAAUUGGAGAAUGAUGAAGAUUUACUCAUGCCAGUGACUAGCACUCCUAAAGACGAUGUUGAGAUAAAAAAUGAAAAAGACGACAGAACUAGAAGAAGCCCUAGUUUUUGGGAUGAUUCCGUUCACAAUUACCCAAUAAAACACAGAGAUGACAGACAUAGAGAUUCAAAUCGUUGGCAAAACAAAACACAUCAUAAAUAUGAUAAAAAACAUAGGCCAAACAAAUUUAGAUACUACGAUGAGCGAUCACAAUUUGAUAGUCGGAACCAUUUUCAAAGAAGUCAUCAUCAAAACGUGAAAAGAGAGUUUAGGGAAGAUUCAGUAAAAGAUAAAUAUAGAUUUAAGCAUAAAGAUGAAAAAAGACGAAGCUAUCAUGAUUAUAGUAAAGGAAGAAAUUGGCCUGAAGAAAAUGAAAGAUUUUCAAUUUCACAAAGAAUGUCACAAAAUGAUUUACAAAAGUUAACUAGAUCAGAAGAUAUUGUUAAAAAGGCUACUAAAAGACCGGCAGAUCGAACUGUAUAUAAUAAGACUCCAGCUAAAGUUUCCAAAGUUGAACAUCAACGGUUGCUGAAGAAUGUAGAUGUUGAUGAUUUUUUGUCUGUUGUACAUGGUCAAAAAUAAAAAUACUUAAGCAGAUACUGUAAUUAUUGGUAAUAUUAAAUUAAUGUUAUAUUUUUAUAUCUGACCUAUAAAAAAAA
Messenger RNA from Rhopalosiphum maidis (corn leaf aphid), 5492 nucleotides. RefSeq lists its product as uncharacterized. Bases 202 to 5415 code for a protein of 1737 amino acids. The transcript has 12 exons. Gene Ontology annotation, molecular function: protein binding. Lineage: Eukaryota; Metazoa; Arthropoda; Insecta; Hemiptera; Aphididae. The record is from RefSeq and is a predicted model, not a curated record.